AUUAUCUGGAAAAAAAGUCCAGCAUGUUAGCUCGGGAAUGCUGGGACUUGUAAGCCUUUUGGCAACUCACUGUGUAUAAGAUUCUGGCUUAAAAGUGCCAAACUCUUGUCUUCCAUCAUAUUGUUUAAGGUGGAGGGAAGGUUAGAACUUGAAAACGCGCAUACAGAAAUUAAUGGCAACUGUCUGAAGCGGGGCUGGGCAACUUGUAACCCUCCGAAGGGGGUUGCAAUUUCCAUAAAUCCUAGUCAAGUGUAGCCAAUGGUGAAGGAUAAUUGGAGCUGCAGUCCAGCAACAUAUGAUGGUCAAUUUGUUUCCCAACUUUAAAGACACUAGAAGAUCAGAGGGAUACUCCGCCACGAUGCCGCCUGCUUCUUGCGGAUCCAUCUCACUUCAUAUCUUUUAUACUAUGGAAGACUUCGCAUGUUGCACAAAAAGGAGAAGGCCGUGCCACUUGCAACACUCUCCUUGAUUCCCCCGUUUCUGCCCAGCAAACAUGGCUUCCAGUUCAGGUGUGCUGAUGCGCCUCGUGGCCUCUGCUUACGCCAUUGCUGAUAAAGCUGGACUGAUUGUCAGGAAAGUGAUGGCUGGAGGAGAUCUGGGGAUAGUUGAGAAGUGUGGAGCUAAUGACCUGCAGACCAAAGCUGACCGGCUGGUCCAGAUGAGCAUUUGUUCCUCCCUGGCACGGAAGUUUCCAAAGGUGACAAUCAUAGCAGAAGAGGAUCUUCCUUCUCAAGAAUUAGAUGAAGACUUACUUGAGGAUGGCCAAUGUGAAGAAAUACUGAAGAAAGCCUGUCCACAGCAGUAUGCUGCCAUUAAAGAGGAGGAGCUUGUGGUAUGGGUCGAUCCGCUGGAUGGAACCAAAGAAUACACUGAAGGACUUCUUGACCAUGUAACAGUUCUUAUUGGAAUUGCUUAUGAAGGAAAAGCUAUAGCAGGAGUCAUUAAUCAACCCUAUUAUAACUAUGAGGCAGGUGCAGAUGCGGUCCUAGGCAGGACAAUCUGGGGGGUCCUGGGUUUGGGUGCUUUUGGAUUUCAGCUGAAAGAGAUGCCCGCUGGGAAGCACAUCAUCACCACCACACGGUCACACAGCAGCAAACUGGUCAACGACUGUGUUAGUGCCAUGAACCCUGAUAGCGUGGUGAGAGUUGGAGGUGCGGGGAAUAAGAUCAUUCAACUUGUAGAAGGCAAGGCUUCCGCUUAUGUGUUUGCCAGCCCUGGAUGCAAGAAGUGGGAUACCUGUGCGCCAGAGGCUAUUUUGCAUGCAGUAGGAGGUAAACUCACUGAUAUCCAUGGGAAUUUCUUUCAAUAUAACAAAGAAGUCAAGCAUAUGAAUUCAGGAGGUGUCCUUGCUGCCUUAAGAAACCAUGAAUAUUAUGCCAGUCGAGUUCCAGAAGCAGUUAAGCAAGCUCUUGUGCCUUAAAAUACAAAGGACAGUGCAUUCCACUUCACUUAAAAAGAGUCUGAAAUAGUAUAUAGUAUUCUUAAUUGGAAUUGUUAAUGAUUUAUGCAUUGAAUGAAAGUGUGGUUCUGCCACAGUAUUGUGAUAUAUAGAUUGCAAUCCUAUAUAUGUCUGUCUGGGAAUAAGUUCUACUGAGCUUAAUGGGACUUAUUUCUUAGGAGACAUAUGAAGGACGGUAGUGUUAGUCAUUUUUUAAAAAGUUUAUGUACGAUAGUUCACUUGUUCAGAUAACAAUGUGGUUGUCAGUUGUAAUACCAUGUUCAUGUUUUUAAAUAGUUGUCAGAGGAACAGUCUGAUUCCGUUAAUUGGUUUGGUAGUUUUUAUUUCAUAUGCAUUCCUAUUGAACAAUGAUAACCUUGUCCAGUCCUUUUCCUUGUUAAUCUGAGGGAAAGCAGAAAGCUGAAACUGAGCCUCUCUUGCCUUUAAGAGUACAAAAUGAGAAGCUUUGCUAUAGGCCCCCUCUACAAGGAAAUCAUGCGAAGGAGGGACAACAUGAGGGUCUGGAUAUGCAGUUAAGGUGUGGGCCGUGCUGUUUGCCAGCAGGGAUCUGGGGACUGGCCCAGCAAAUGUGCCUAUCACAUGAAGAGCGUUCCACUGCACAUUGUGCUCUCUUUGGAUGAAGGCAUCUACAGAUCCCUUUCAGGUUUCUACACUGAAAACAUGUCAUGGUGUGCUUUGCACAUAACAACUUAAUAGUUAAAACUCAACUGAUGGGUUGUUGGGAAUGAAUAGGCGGGAGCAGCUGUGUUGCCUAGAGUGUGUUGGUUUCUUUCACUUCUGCUCAGCAACCCAUGAUAGGCUUCUGAUGAACAUGAUGUCCAGAUCCAGAUUUCUCAGUUAUUUAGGAGCUAAACAACCCAGCAUUUAACCCAACAACAGACAGUGGGUUAGCAGCUGGUUUGUGUAGCCCCUAAACAGCCCAGCUGUCCAGAGUUGGUCAUCAUGCUCAGCAGGAGCUGAGUGUGGCCCCCUAAGCAAAACUGAAGAAGUGGGCACCGUUCAAGCAGCACUCCUGCUCUCUCACACUUGUGCGUGACAACCCACUGGGCUGUUACUACAGGUGAACUAGGUCAGUGUAUCUUAUAAAUAUAAUCGAGGGUGGAAUUAUAGUUCCUGCUUCUUACUUUUGGUACAUAAACCUUAAGCUUGAGUUACAAUUUCCUGGUUCACAAAGGGGGUUGGGAGAGGGCACUCAACCUUCUCAGUUGUUCUUGCCCCAUCAAGCCAUAUCUGAAACAGACCUAUUUGCCAUACUUAUGCAGACUGUGCUUAUAGUUCCACACCAAAUUUUUUUGCAAGAUAGAUAGCCACGAGGCACUUUUCUAUAUGAACGCCUAUCAUUUCUUCUGAGCAGUAGUUCUGAAAUUAUGUGGAUCUCACUUUAUUACAAAAUAAACUUAUAAUAAAACCAGA
Varanus komodoensis (Komodo dragon) is the source of this 2872-nucleotide messenger RNA. RefSeq names its product 3'(2'), 5'-bisphosphate nucleotidase 1 (gene BPNT1). Gene Ontology annotation, biological process: phosphatidylinositol phosphate biosynthetic process. NCBI's taxonomy places the organism in Eukaryota, Metazoa, Chordata, Lepidosauria, Squamata, Varanidae. The record is from RefSeq and is a predicted model, not a curated record. The transcript has 9 exons. The coding region runs from base 494 to 1420 and encodes 308 amino acids. Gene Ontology annotation, molecular function: 3'(2'),5'-bisphosphate nucleotidase activity.